Molecule: messenger RNA, 963 nt
Organism: Melanaphis sacchari
Lineage: Eukaryota; Metazoa; Arthropoda; Insecta; Hemiptera; Aphididae
Exons: 3
Coding region: 1-963 (320 amino acids)
Source: RefSeq, a predicted model, not a curated record
AUGGCAAUUAAUUCAUAUGAGCCAAUCGAGUGUUUCAAACUCUUUUUCACUGAUGAAUUAAUUAAUUUAGUUCUUUUGUACACAAAUCAAGAAAUAGAUCGUCAGAGAGUAAAUUACAAAAAUAAUGAGAGCGCAAAUUUAUGUCAUGUGACAUUAUCUGAACUCAAUGCUUUAUUUGGUGUUUUGAUAUCGGCAACUAUGUCAGAAAGUAAAUUUAAUUUUUUAAUUAAUUGUUUGAGGUUUGAUGACAGAAACACUCGUCCCCAGCGUAAAAAGGAAAUAAAGUUAGCACCUAUUUCUAUCAUAUGGGAUAUUUUAAUGAAUAAUUGUAGAAACAAUUACAAGCCCGGAAGUUACGUAACUAUUGACAAACAAUUAGAAGAAUUUAGAGGAAGAUGGCCAUUCAGGAUGUAUAACCCAUCUAAACCUACGAGGUAUGGAAUCAAAAUAGUGAUGAUGUGUAAUAAUUCAUCGAAAUAUGUCUUUGAUGCUGUACCAUAUUUAGGAAAAGGGACAGUACCUAAUGGUUUAGUUGGUGCUGACUUUUUUGUGAAACAAUUAGUAGCUAGUAUAAAAGGAUCCAAUCGUAAUGUGACCAUAGAUAAUUGGUUUCGUAAUAUACCAUUAGUACUAUCUCUUUUGAAAGAAGGAAAGCUAACUAUAAUCGAAAGCCACUAUCUAGAUUCUAGAAUACACUUUAUGUUAGGAUUGCACAAGCAACUGACAGAAGAAUGGCAAUGUCAAAGGUUAAACAUUCCAAGUAUCAGCAAAGAACUUAGGAGAACUAUACAAGAGGUGAUUGGUGAAAAACAAGGUACAAUUGAUACAAGUCAUAACACUCAAUCAGGUCCAAGAAAGUAUUGCACAUUUUGUAAUUAUAAAAAGAAAAGAUUGACGACCACAUACUACAUCGGAUGUGAGAGACUUGUUUGUGGAGAACACCAGAAAAAAAAAAUGUAUUGA